AUGGCCAGCCAUGGCGUGACUCGCACCGUUCGGACUCGCACCGAAGAACAGCGGCUGCAGGACCUCGAAAAGAUCAAGAAAUACCGCCAUCUCGAGACCCAGAUACGCACACAAGUCGCCACGGGAACCUACACCCUAGAUCUCUUCGAGCUUACCACCAAGCUCCUUCGUCAGAACCCCGAAUACUACACCAUAUGGAACAUUCGCCGCCAUACCAAAAACCAGGACUCGGACAGCCAAGUGUUGCAGUCUGAAAUCGCCUUCACCAUGCCGCUGCUGCUGGAAUUUCCCAAGUGCUACUGGAUCUGGAACUUUCGGCAAUGGCUUCUAGCACAAGCCAUUCAAAGAUUGCCUCUCCCGGUCGCUCGCAAGAUUUGGGAGACAGAACUCAGCCUGCUGGAGAGUUCCGAGCUUGACGGCAAGAGCAUGGCUGAGGAAGAAUUUGCGUACACAACCAAGAUGAUCCGGCAGAGCUUAUCCAACUUUUCUGCGUGGCAUAACCGAAGCCAGCUCAUUCCAAAAGUCUUGGAGCAACGAGGCGCUGAUGACAAGGCCCGAGCAGCCUUCCUUGGUGAGGAACUGGAUCUAGUGCGGGAUGCUCUAAACGUCGGUCCUGAAGACCAAAGUUUAUGGUACUAUCAUCAGUUCCUCGUAUCCCAAAUCGUGGGGGACGGAAAUAAGCCGAGCAUCACACCGGCUUUGACCGUUGACGAGAAGAUUGCCUACCUGAAGCACGAAAUUGAUGAGAUUAAAGACUUGUUAGAGGAUUACGCCGACAUCAAAUGGAUUUAUGAAGCGCUUUCAGAAUACGCCGUAGCAUUAGAGCGGCUACAAAGCACUGGCAGCAAUAGUGCUGAGGCUGGCGACUUGCAGGUCUGGCUCUCGAAGCUACGGACCCUGGACCCGAUGCGCACCGGCCGAUGGAAUGAUGUUGAGCAACUGGCAACAUGA
Molecule: messenger RNA, 951 nt
Organism: Trichoderma breve
Lineage: Eukaryota; Fungi; Ascomycota; Sordariomycetes; Hypocreales; Hypocreaceae
Product: protein prenyltransferase alpha subunit repeat domain-containing protein
Exons: 4
Coding region: 1-951 (316 amino acids)
Biological process (GO): protein geranylgeranylation
Cellular component (GO): Rab-protein geranylgeranyltransferase complex; cytoplasm
Molecular function (GO): Rab geranylgeranyltransferase activity
Source: RefSeq, a predicted model, not a curated record